UUUACAGAUACGUGGCUCAUACGGAAUGCGAACAAGAUUUAUCCCUGUGGACAAUGCGAGAAAGCAUAUGCAUAUGCAUCUUCCCUUUAUCGUCAUCUUAAACUCGACUGUGGCAGAUCACCCGAAUUUCACUGUACUUACUGUCGAUUGAGUUUUGUCGUUGAGAUUUUUGUUGACGGUACGAAAGACGUAGAUACAACGACUAGACAACAGCCACAAGACGUCCGGACUUAUUGGUGUAGGGACUGUCACAAGUCUUACAAUCUAAAGUCCUCCCUCACGCGACAUCGCCGCCUGGAAUGCGGCAAGAAUCCUCAAUUCAACUGUCCUUAUUGCGGUUUCAAAUCAAAGCGAAAGUACAAUUUGAAUCAGCAUAUAACGACUAUACAUAAAAUGAUAUUCUUUUAGAAUGUCAAAAAGGAUUAGAUACUUAAAAAAAGAAACGUCCAAUUGGACAUAAUGAAAAGGCCAAAAGAUUUUUGAACGAGUGUUCAGUGAAUUUCGAGUGAUUCGAAGAUAAUGGCAAAGGGUGAAGAAAUUUAAAAAAAAAAAAAAGAAUGCCAAAAAUCCCAUCCUUAAAUAUUUUCAUCUCCAUUAUAGAGAGGCUAGUGAAAAAUAAAAAUUUUGACGUUUUUCUUACAGAAACAUUUUUUGUUACCUUUAUUUGUACCUAUGACUUUCUUCUUUCUUCUUCUCUCUCUCUCUCGCUCUCUCUCUCUCUCACUCUCUAUCCAAUCAGUUUCGCAGCAUCCACGGAAUUCUGCCACCUAACAAAAAAACUUCUUCUAACGUGACGUCGCCGCACUGUGGUCACUUUAGAACAAGUACUAAAAGAUAUUGUCCGGAU
Messenger RNA from Cephus cinctus (wheat stem sawfly), 847 nucleotides. Its product is annotated as zinc finger protein 2-like. The record is from RefSeq and is a predicted model, not a curated record. Gene Ontology annotation, biological process: regulation of DNA-templated transcription. The annotation marks the transcript as partial. Gene Ontology annotation, molecular function: RNA polymerase II cis-regulatory region sequence-specific DNA binding; DNA-binding transcription factor activity, RNA polymerase II-specific. The transcript is spliced from 3 exons. Lineage: Eukaryota; Metazoa; Arthropoda; Insecta; Hymenoptera; Cephidae.